Messenger RNA from Momordica charantia (bitter melon), 1977 nucleotides. Its product is annotated as transcription factor TGA9. NCBI's taxonomy places the organism in Eukaryota, Viridiplantae, Streptophyta, Magnoliopsida, Cucurbitales, Cucurbitaceae. Gene Ontology annotation, biological process: DNA-templated transcription; regulation of DNA-templated transcription. Gene Ontology annotation, molecular function: DNA-binding transcription factor activity; sequence-specific DNA binding. The record is from RefSeq and is a predicted model, not a curated record.
GAGAGAGAGAGAGAGCGACAAGAUUUUCCACAUCCCUGAAUUCAAGUUCCUCAAACUCUGAGAUUAUGUAUUCAAUUUCAAUCCUCAAAGUUCAUUAUAAAAGUCAUAAAACUCGAGAGAAAGCACCACCAAUAACCCUGGUUUUCUUCGUAGAGAAGCACGCACCAAAGAGAGGUUUUUUUUUUCCCUUUUCCUUUUCCAAUUUUUCUUAAUGUAAAUUUGGCACAUGGCCACAUUUAAAUCAGAGUAAGAAUCACAGCCCUUUCGCAUAAAAAGUUCAUCCUCCAGCCCUCUCUUCCUCUGUUUUUGCUGUCUUCUCUUGGCUCUGUAGAAGACUUGUUAGAGUUGCAAUAGAAGCAGAGAAGGCAAUGAUUUGAAGGAAGAUUUGUGCAUGGCGAGCCACAGAGUUGAAGAAACUGAACCUUCCAGCCACCAUCUUCCAUAUAAUCUUUACGGAAUCCACAACAACAAUCCUCCCUCCACUUUGAUCAACCAAGAUGGCCCAGCUUUUGAUUUUGGAGAAUUGGAACAAGCAAUUGUGGUACAAGGACAAGCCUUUUCCUCAGGCAGGCCUGCAAUGACUCUGGAAAUGUUCCCUUCUUGGCCAAUCAAAUUCCAACAAACUCUCACAGGGAUUAGUUUGAGGUGGGGAGAAGGAGGAGGAGAAGAGAGGAGUGAUGAGUCAGGAUCUGGUGUGGACGCUCAUACAAUUCCGAUGAGUAAAAAGGCAUCAUCUUCUUCUUCUUCUUCUUCAUCAGGUCGUCAUCAUGAUCAGAGCUCUUUUCAGAAGAAUCUGCAGCUUCAAACUCAGAUCACGCAGCUCACUGAUGGACUAUCACCACACCAUCAUCACUCCCCUCAACAAAAGAGAAAAGGAUGUGGUUCGACUUCAACAUCACACAAACAACUUGACGCUAAGACAUUGAGACGUUUGGCCCAAAACAGAGAAGCUGCGAGGAAGAGUCGACUCAGAAAAAAGGCGUACGUACAGCAACUUGAAAGUAGUAGAAUUAAGCUUACGCAGCUUGAACAAGACCUUCAACGGGCACGAUCUCAGGGUUUAUUUCUGGGUGCUGCCGGUGCCAAUCUCACCUCUGGUAAGCUUCGAAAAGGAGCUGCAAUGUUUGACAUGGAAUAUGCGAGAUGGUUGGAAGACGACCACCGGAACACGGCGGAGCUGCGGGCGGCGUUGGACACGCAUCUACCGGACGGCGAUCUCAGAGUGAUGGUAGACGCGUGCGUUUGCCAUUACGACGAGAUUUUCCGGCUGAAAGGAGAGGCUGCCAAGUCCGACGUCUUCCACCUCAUCACCGGAAUGUGGAUGACUCCGGCUGAGCGCUGCUUUGUCUGGAUCGGCGGCUACCGGCCGUCGGAUCUUAUGAAGAUGUUAUUAUCACAAUUGGAGCCAAUAACAGAACAACAAUUGAUGGAAAUAUAUAAGCUGCAGCAUUCGUCACAGCAGGCAGAAGAUGCAUUAUCCCAAGGUCUGGAUCAACUCCACCACUCUCUCAUGGAGACCGUCGCCGGAGCUCCAGUCAUCGACGGCAUAAACCAGAUGAUAUUGGCCAUCCACAAGCUUUCCAAUCUCCAAGGUUUCCUUCACCAGGCCGAUAUUCUGAGGCAACAAAUACUUCAUCAACUUCAAAAGAUACUCACCAUCCGACAAGCAGCGAGAUGUUUUUGGGUCAUUGGUGAAUAUAACAAUAGAUUACGAGGCUUGAGCUCUCUAUGGUCCUCUCGUCCAAAGGAGCAAGAUCAAUAACUAUAUAUCUCUUCUAAAUUCACAUUUUAAAACCUUUAUUUGAAUCAUUGUAUUUAGUUUGUCGGGUCUAUGAUCGACUUGUAAGAGUACUUGAGUAGUUGUGACAUUAACAAACUCGUAGUUUGAAGUGGUAGUUAACUUCCCAUUAACGACCCAUUAGGAUUGGUACGAGAAAUUCCUCUCGGAUCUAAAUUCUCUCUUACCUGCAAGGAAAA